GGCCACACAAACAAAAACACGAAAUUGCACUCUCCGCCGUAUAAUAUCCAUUCAAACAUAGCAUUUCCAUAAUCUCAUAGAUAAGAUUUUUGACAACAUUGCCACAAAACACACACCACUUCGUUUUUUCUUUGUGUUCUGUAAUGAACAUUACUCAAAACAAAGGGAAAGGUUUUUCUCUGUUUUCUAAGACUGCAUGAGUUGGACUAAACCUAACUGGUUUUCCUUCAAGUUUCACAGCUUGAAGUUUCACAAAAAACGAGGACAGCUAUGGUUAUUGCUUCGCCCACCUUUAAUCUCAUCCAUUUCACCAUUCCUUCUUCUUUCUCGCAUCAACCUUCUUCGAGAUUACGCUAUCGCUGUAAACGAUUAAACCUCAAUUACUACCCUUCUAUAUCUCACAGUCACAGAUUUGCUUGUAUAAGUUCGAGAUGUUCGAUAACAAAUACUGAUUUACAAUUGGAAUUGGAUCAUGUUAAUGAGGAUAAGAGUGAAGGUGGAGGGUGUUCAAUUGUUGAACAAGAAUGUCCUGUGCCGAUUAAAAUCAAUACCGAUAUUCUGGUGGAGAAUGAUUCUUUGAAUUUACUCUCUGAAACAGCCUUUGUAGAUACUGUCUUGACAUCCUUACCUGUUUUGUCUGAAGAGGAACAACAUGUUCUUGCAGCUACUCCUGCACACCCUGCUGGGUUAUAUGCUUUCUAUUCUAGUUGCAUUGUUGCAAAUUUUGUGGAGCAACUUUGGACUUUUGCUUGGCCUUCUGCCAUUGCCUUGAUUCAUUCAAGCCUCUUGCCAGUUGCUGUGGUCGGUUUUUUCACUAAAGUGGCUAUAAUUGUUGGUGGUCCCUUGGUUGGCAAAUUAAUGGACCAUUUACCGAGAGUUCCUGCAUAUAACUACUUAACUGUCAUUCAGGCAGCCACUCAGUUACUAUCAGCAGCUAUGAUUAUACAUGCUCAUUCCGUGCCUCCUACUUCAGUGUCUACAUUGCUUCUGCGUCCAUGGUUUGUCAUAUUGGUUUCAGCUGGGGCUAUUGAGAAGCUUUGUGGUGUGGCUUUGGGGGUUGCAAAUGAGCGUGACUGGGUUGUGCUGCUGACAGGAGUGAAUAGACCUGUCGCACUUGCACAAGCAAAUGCCAUUCUAAAUCGAAUUGAUCUCUUAUCUGAGAUAGCUGGAGCAUUGCUGUUUGGAGUCCUUCUUUCCAAAUUUCAUCCUGUAACCUGCUUAAAAGUUGCUUCUGGCUUAAUGAUCGGAUUACUGCCUGUUACAAUUAUUUUAACAUGUUUAACCAACAAGCUUUCUACUGGCGUUCUUGACCGGCCUAAACCAUCUUGCAGAUCAUUCAAUGAAGAUUCUACAUCAGAUGAUGACAGUAUAGUUGUUAAAGGUCUGGAAGCCAUCAAGCUUGGCUGGAAGGAGUAUCUAGGUCAGCCAGUCCUUCCUGCUAGUAUUGCGUGGGUGCUCCUCUACUUCAAUAUUGUUCUUACACCAGGCAGUUUGAUGACAGCAUUUUUAACACAGCAUGGCUUACAUCCAUCUAUCAUUGGAGGAUUUAGCGGAAUGUGUGCUUUUAUGGGUGUGGCAGCAACAUUCGUGUCUUCAACUCUGGUCGAGCAAUUUGGCAUUUUAAAGGCUGGGGCAGUUGGAUUGGUGUUUCAAGCUUUACUUCUCAGCAUGGCUGUUGCUGUAUAUAUGAGUGGAUCAAUAUCACAUCAGAGUCCUCUUCUCCUUUUCUUGUUUCUGAUUAUUUUGUCACGGCUAGGACACAUGUCAUAUGAUGUUGUAGGGGCGCAAAUUAUCCAAACUGGGAUCCCAUCAUCGAAAGCAAAUCUCAUCGGGACUACAGAAGUUGCUGUUGCAAGUUUGGCAGAGUCUCUAAUGCUUGGUGUUGCAAUAAUCGCAAAUGAUCCUUCUCAUUUUGGAUGUUUGGCAAUGUUGUCUCUUUUAUCAGUUGUUGGUGCAGCAUGGAUGUUCUGUAGAUGGUUAUCGAAUCCAACAGACGAACAAAAAAGCCUUUUUUCAUAUCAUCCUCAGUUUUGAUAUUUAUUGCAGUUGGUCUGUUCCAUUAGCUGCCUUGUUGCAAAGACUGUUGUUGGAUGUGGACAAGAACCAAAUAUGUUGGAAACAAUUAGCAUGGUGGAUGAUUUAUCCACCUGAAACAGAAGCCUGAGAUUUUUUUUCCAUGGCUUUGCCUGUAAUUCUUCUGUAAAUGGAUAACAUGCCUUUUAUAUUAUAUUAGUGCACAUAAUAAAUUGAGUUAGUUAGGCGUCUAGGUCUACCAUGCAUAAACGUUUUGUAAAGCAGUUAUUGUUUUUCAAAUUCUUUUCUUUAGAAAUGUAACAGCCUUGCUGCGGAAUCGCGGUGAUUCUGAUAGGGUUUAGUAAUUCAUAGGGAAAUCUCAAUUGCUCACUAUUAUUUGGAUUUGGGUGAAGGGUUCAUUACUUCAUUUUUGAGCAAAUGGAGUAGUUAUGAACGAUUUUGAUUGAAAAAAUUGGUGGGUUGGAAAAUUGAAAAUGUGAUCAUAUAUAUUAUAUGUACAUAUGUAUGGUAAGUUGUGGUGAUAUGUAUUUAUUUAUUAUUAAAACUGAAGAA
This is a messenger RNA of Medicago truncatula (barrel medic), 2586 nucleotides long. RefSeq names its product solute carrier family 40 member 3, chloroplastic. NCBI's taxonomy places the organism in Eukaryota, Viridiplantae, Streptophyta, Magnoliopsida, Fabales, Fabaceae. The record is from RefSeq and is a predicted model, not a curated record. Gene Ontology annotation, cellular component: membrane. Gene Ontology annotation, biological process: iron ion transmembrane transport. The transcript is spliced from 13 exons. The coding region runs from base 271 to 2034 and encodes 587 amino acids. Gene Ontology annotation, molecular function: iron ion transmembrane transporter activity.